Messenger RNA from Phanerochaete carnosa HHB-10118-sp, 417 nucleotides. RefSeq lists its product as uncharacterized. Gene Ontology annotation, molecular function: carbon-sulfur lyase activity. NCBI's taxonomy places the organism in Eukaryota, Fungi, Basidiomycota, Agaricomycetes, Polyporales, Phanerochaetaceae. The coding region runs from base 1 to 417 and encodes 138 amino acids. The record is from RefSeq and is a predicted model, not a curated record. The transcript has 4 exons.
AUGAAGUAUCCUGGUGGAUGUUACUGCGGACAAAUCCGCUACAAAGUGGACUUGCAAUCCCUAGACGAAGCUCGCACGUCCAUAUGUCACUGCAAGAGCUGCAAGAGAUACUUCGGCACAGGCUUCGGCUUGACGACAAAGAUACCGAAGGGCACGCUUAGGCUUACAGAGGGCACGCCCAAAGAGCAUGUCAGCAACAAUGGCUCCACAAACCUCCGUCGUGAGUUCUGUGGCAUGUGCGGAACAGGCAUCCUGGAAUACGGCGAGGAGGCGGCCCCGAAGUUCCGAUACGUCAUGACCGGCACGUUCGACCAGCCUGGGGCAUUUCCGCCAAAGGGCGAGUUCUUCUGCAGAGAUAGAGAGAAGUGGAUGCCUGAGAUUUCGAAUAUUUUCCACAAGCAGGAGAUCAAAGAGUAG